Messenger RNA from Penicillium paradoxum, 948 nucleotides. Its product is annotated as enoyl-CoA hydratase/isomerase family protein. Lineage: Eukaryota; Fungi; Ascomycota; Eurotiomycetes; Eurotiales; Aspergillaceae. The transcript has 4 exons. The record is from RefSeq and is a predicted model, not a curated record. Bases 1 to 948 code for a protein of 315 amino acids.
AUGAUCUUCGAUCCUAGCCCUAUCGAGCUGCCAUCUUCUUACGAGAAGAUUCAGACAACUGGCCAUGUUGUCGUCUCUCACUACCCAUCGGGAACACCUACAGUCACCCCCGUCGUCGUCGUAACGCUGAACCGCCCUGCGAACCAGAAUGCAUUCACCGGGCAAAUGGUCAUAGAUUUCGAGAAGCUCUUCCCCAUGUUCGACGUCGACGAGCGCGUGAAAGUGAUUGUGUUGACCGGCGCUGGAAAGACGUUCUGCGCCGGUGCAGAUCUCGAUAUUGGAUUCAAUUCAGGAAAGAAGAAGGAGCGGAAUUUGGAUCAUCGAGACGGUGGCGGACGAGUGGCACUAGCCAUUCACAGAUGCCGCAAGCCAACGAUUGCAGCCAUGCAAGGCUCAGCUGUCGGAGUCGGGAUGACCAUGACUCUUCCGGCGAUUAUCCGCAUCGGAUACGAGAAAGGCAAAUAUGGCUUCGUCUUCGCCCGACGAGGCAUAACUAUGGAAUCCUGCUCCUCAUAUUUCCUCCCUCGUCUCGUCGGCCACUCAAACGCCAGUUACCUCGUCAGCACCGGUGCCGUCUUCCCACCAACAUCCAAGCACUUUGGUGACCUGUUCAACGAGACGCUGCCUGAUCCGUCGCAGGUUCUACCACGAGCUCUCGAGCUAGCUACCGAUAUUGCGGAGAACGUGAGCCCGUCUGCGUCGUAUCUCAAUCGGGCACUUUUGUGGCGCGAUACUGGGUCCGCGGAGGGUGCUCAUCUUGUUGAAUCGCAUGUUAUCACGCACAUUUUUGGUGCAGCGGACCAGAAGGAGGGCGUUACUGCGUUCUUCGAGAAGCGGAAGCCAAAUUUCAAGGCUAAUCUGGAUGAUAACCCACCACCAAAUGUGCCAUGGUGGACAGAGGUCGACACUGGCCGAAGUCCUAAAGCCAAGGUGAUUUCGAAGCUGUAA